This is a messenger RNA of Myripristis murdjan (pinecone soldierfish), 4375 nucleotides long. RefSeq lists its product as uncharacterized. The annotation marks the transcript as partial. The transcript is spliced from 9 exons. The record is from RefSeq and is a predicted model, not a curated record. Gene Ontology annotation, molecular function: protein binding. Lineage: Eukaryota; Metazoa; Chordata; Actinopteri; Holocentriformes; Holocentridae.
AAUCAGAUCUACACAGAGCUGUACAUCACAGAGGGAGAGAGUGGAGAGCUCAAUGAGGAACAUGAGGUCAGACAGAUUGAAACAGCAUCCAGGAAACCAGCCAGACCAGAAACACCAAUCAAAUGUGAAGACAUCUUUAAACCUUUACCUGGAAGAGAUCAACCAAUCAGGACAGUGAUGACAAAGGGAGUGGCUGGCAUUGGGAAAACAGUCUUAACACAGAAGUUCACUCUGGACUGGGCUGAACACAAAGCCAACCAGCAUGUCCACUUCACAUUUCCAUUCACUUUCAGAGAGCUGAAUCUGCUGAGAGGGAAAAAGUUGAGCUUGGUGGAACUUCUUCAUCACUUCUUCACUGAGACCAAAGAAUCAGGAAUCAGCAGGUUUGAGCAGUUCCAGGUUGUGUUGAUCUUUGACGGUCUGGAUGAGUGUCGACUUCCUCUGGACUUCAAGAACAACCAGAUCCUGACUGAUGUUACAGAGUCCACCUCAGUGGAUGUUCUGCUGACAAACCUCAUCAAGGGGAACCUGCUUCCCUCUGCUCGCCUCUGGAUAACUGCACGACCCGCAGCAGCCAAUCAGAUCCCUCCUGAGUGCGUUGGCAUGGUGACAGAGGUGAGAGGCUUCACUGACCCACAGAAGGAGGAAUACUUCAGGAAGAGAUUCAGAGACGAGAAGCAGGCCACCAGAAUCAUCUCCCACAUCAAGAUGUCACGAAGCCUCCACAUCAUGUGCCACAUCCCAGUCUUCUGCUGGAUCACUGCUACAGUUCUGGAGGACGUGUUGAAAACCAGUGAUGGAGGAGACCUGCCCAAGACCCUGACUGAGAUGUACAUCCACUUCCUGGUGGUUCAGUCCAAAGUGCAGAACAUCAAGUAUCAUGGGAGAGCUGAGACAGAUCCACACUGGACUCCAGAGACCAGGGAGAUGAUCCUGUCUCUGGGAAAACUGGCUUUUGAGCAGCUGGAGAAAGGCAACCUGAUCUUCUAUGAAGCAGACCUGACAGAGUGUGGCAUUGAUAUCAGAGCAGCCUCAGUGUACUCAGGAGUGUUCACACAGAUCUUUAAAGAGGAGCGUGGGCUGUACCAGGACAAGGUUUUCUGCUUCGUCCAUCUCAGCCUUCAGGAGAUUUUGGCUGCUGUUCAUGUCUUUGUGACAUUCAUCAACUCUGGAGUCAAUCUGCUGUCAGAAGGACAAUCAGCCUCCCAACUAAAACACCUCUACCAGAGUGCUGUGGACAAGACCUUACAGAGUCCAAAUGGACACCUGGACUUGUUCCUGCGGUUCCUCCUGGGUCUUUCACUGCAGACCAAUCAGACUCUCCUACGAGGCCUGCUGACACAGACAGGAAGUAGCUCACAGACCAAUCAGGAAACAGUCCAGUACAUCAAGGAGAAGAUCAGGGACAAUCCCUCUCCAGAGAGAAGCGUCAACCUGUUCCACUGUCUGAAUGAGCUGAAUGACCAUUCUCUAGUGGAGGAGAUCCAACAGUACCUGAGCUCAGGACGUCUCUCUACAGCCAAACUGUCCCCUGCUCAGUGGUCAGCUCUGAUCUUCAUCUUACUGUCAUCGGAAGAAGAUCUGGAGGUGUUUAACCUGAAGAAAUACUCUGCUUCAGAGGAGGCUCUUCUUGGUCUGCUGCCACUGGUCAAAGCUUCCAAGAAAUCUGUGCUGUCAGGCUGUCUGCUCACACAGGAAGGCUGUGCUUCUCUGGCCUCAGCUCUGAGCUCCAACCCCUCCCAUCUGAGAGAGCUGGACAUUUCUUUGGCAGGUGACUGUGCCCUGUAUAAAAACAUAUCAGUCACCUGCUGUUCACACCUGAGGAAGAUCCUGAGCAGACUAUCAAGAUCCGUGACGUCGCCCGGUACGGCGGAGCCGGGGCCCCACCCUGGAGCCAGGCCUGGGGUUGGGGCUCGUGAGCGAGCACCUGGUGGCCGGGCCUUUGCCCACGGGGCCCGGCCGGGCCCAGCCCGAACCGACGACGUGGGUCCAACCCGCUGCGGGCUCACCACCCACAAGGGAAGCCGUGAGGGGUCGGUGCUUUGUGGAUUGGGCGGCAGUCGAAGGCGAGGGCCUCGGCGACCCAAUCCCCGGAUGCAACGGCUGGCGAUGGGGACAUGGAAUGUCACCUCGCUGGGGGGGAAGGAGCCUGAGCUUGUGCGGGAGGUCGAGAGCAGUGCAGAGUACCCGGCCUUCUUGGAGUCCCUGGGAGGGGUACUGGAUAGUGCUCCGACUGGGGACUCCACUGUUCUACUGGGGGACUUCAACACUCACGUGGGCGACGACUGUGAUACCUGGAGUGGGGUGAUUGGGAGGAACGGCCUCCCCGAUCUGAACCCGAGUGCUGUUCGGAGCUGUGGCCGCAAGGUCUCUGGUGCUUGUCGUGGCGGCAAUCCCAGAACCCGGUGGUGGACACCGGAAGUAAGGGAUGCCGUCAAGCUGAAGAAGGAGUCCUACCGGUCCAUGUUGGCCUGUGGGACUCCUGAGGCAGCUGACGGGUACCGGCAGGCCAGGCGUGCCGCAGUUUGGGCAGUGGCGGAGGCAAAAACUUGGAGCUGGGAGGAGUUCAGGGAGGCCAUGGAGGAGGAUUAUCAGUCAGCCUCGAAGAAAUUCUGGCAAACCGUCCGGCGCCUCAGGAGAGGGAAGCAGUACUCUGCCGACACUGUUUACAGUGCAGGUGGGGAGCUGCUGACAUCGACUGGGGAUAUUGUCGGGCGGUGGAAGGAAUACUUCGAGGGCCUCCUCAAUCCCGUCGUCACGCUGAGUGUGUGUAAUCUGUCAGAGAGAAGCUGUGCAGCUCUGGUCUCAGUUCUCAGCUCUCAGUCCUCUAGUCUGAGAGAGCUGGACCUGAGUGACAACAACCUGCAGGAUUCAGGAGUGAAGCUGCUCUCUGCUGGACUGGAGAGUCCACACUGCAGACUGGAGACUCUCAGGCUGUCAGGCUGUCUGCUCACACAGGAAGGCUGUGCUUCUCUGGCCUCAGCUCUGAGCUCCAACCCCUCCCAUCUGAGAGAGCUGGACCUGAACUACAAUCAUCCAGGAGACUCAGGAGUGAAGCUGCUCAAACUGGACACAAACACAGCUCACAGAGCCAUCGUCCUGUCUGAGGACAACAGGAAGGUGACAGUGAGAGAGGAGCAGCCAUAUCCUGAUCACCCAGAGAGGUUUGACUGCUGGGAACAGAUCCUGUGUAGAGAUGGUCUGACUGGUCGCUGCUACUGGGAGGUCGAGUGGAAGCAAAGGGUUUAUAUGGGAGUGACCUACAGAGGAAUCAGCAGGAAAGGAAACAGUGAUGACUGUGGGCUUGGCAGGAAUGACAAGUCCUGGAGUCUGAUCUGCAAUGAUGAUGGUUUCACUGCCAGACACAAUAACGUAGACAAAGUCAUCCCUGUCCCCCUCUCUAACAGAGUGGCAGUGUAUCUGGACUGGCCUGCUGGCUCUCUGUCCUUCUACAGCAUCUCCUCUGACACACUGAUCCACCUCCACACCUUCAACAGCACCUUCACUGAGCCUCUGUACUUUGGGUUUAGAGUUUGGGCUGACUCCUCAGUGUCUCUGUGCGACAUUUGAGGAGUCAGAGUCGCCUCCUGUGUGAAGAAACACUGUAAAUAAAAAAUGACAUAAGUACAUUAUUACAUUAUUGGCUCCACAUUCAACAUUUUUUUAUAUAUUUUUAACCCAGCUAAUAAUGUAAUAACCACCCACCGUUGCAGGCUAAUACCUUAUUAAAAUAUGUGAUGUGAUAAAGCAUGAUAACAUAAUUAGUUCAGAAUUAUUAUGACAUUAUUGACCAGUUAUCACUUUACUGACUUUUACUACAGUAAAAAUAGAAAAGUUAUUAUGCUAUUGGCAAUUACAUCUACAGUGUGUCUUACAUUACUGGUUGUCUUUUGGUGCCACAGUAAUAUAUUUUAAGCCUUACCUUUUUUGUCAGUCCCCAUAUUGUGGAAAAUAAUUUCACUAAAGUAUGGAAUUUUUCACAUAGAACUCAUGAUAUGUAACCUGACAAUUUAUUAAUGUUAUUAAACAUACAUUUUUUUUUUUUUUUUUUAGUAGGGGAUUCAAUCCCUAUAGACACCAUUAUGUAAAUCAAAUUUAUUAUGUAACUCCAAUGUUGAUUAAGACAUUUUAAUGAUGUAAAACUCAGAUUGACUGUAAAAAUAAAAACUGAUCUUGGCCCCACUGCUCUUUGGACCAGCUCAGAUUAUGGAACUCUGACUAGUAACCAAAAUGAUAUAAUAAACCACUUCACUGCUUCAGAUUUGAGUUCAUUCAGAGUUAUUUUACAGAGUUAUUGAAGAACUAAAUGGGUAAAAGGGGACCAUCACUCAUCUUGCCUAAGUGGUGGAUUUUCAACCACAUUUGUUGGCGAGCC